Messenger RNA from Oreochromis aureus, 1677 nucleotides. It is a transcript of the gene ankrd34bb, whose product is annotated as ankyrin repeat domain 34Bb. The coding region runs from base 1 to 1677 and encodes 558 amino acids. Gene Ontology annotation, molecular function: protein binding. Lineage: Eukaryota; Metazoa; Chordata; Actinopteri; Cichliformes; Cichlidae. The record is from RefSeq and is a predicted model, not a curated record. The transcript has 2 exons.
AUGGAUGAGUCAACAGAGGUUCGAACAGAUGGCAAUUCCCUGUUGAAGGCUGUAUAUUUAUGUCGGCUACGUCUGACUCGGCUGCUUCUGGAAGGAGGAGCCUACAUUAAUGAGAGUAAUGAGCAUGGUGAGACACCACUCAUGGUAGCCUGCAAGACACGCUAUACAGAUUCACAGAGUGUACCCCAGCACAAGAUGGUUCGGUAUCUUCUUGAAAAUGGUGCCGAUCCAAACAUCCAAGACAAGACUGGGAAAACGGCUCUAAUGCAUGCAUGUCUUCAACAAAUGGGGGCUGAAAUUCUGUCACUUCUUCUUAGCAGCGGAGCUGAUCCAACCCUGGAGGAUCAUGCAGGUUUAUCUGCAUUAGUUUAUGCAGUUAAUUCUGGUAACAGGGACAUUCUCAGUGUACUCUUAGAUGCCUGUAAAGCCAAGGGUAAGGAAGUUAUCAUCAUCACCACCAACAAACUGCCCUCUGGCCAUCAGGUGACAAAGCAGUACCUUAAUGUUCCUCCAUCUCCUGAACUUGAAGAGAAUCUGCAUUACAUACCAGCAUCUUGCUGCAUGUCGCCAUAUGAGGUCCAGCUACGAACUCCUCCUCAGGGCUCUUCAGCAACAACCUCUCCUCAACCUGGCAGCCCCCUUCGUGGCCUCAAGGAUCCCCAGUGUUUAAGCUUAGGGCAUGGCCUGAUCAGAUUUCAACCAUGUUCACCAAUCCAACAUCUAAGUCCUCUACGCGUUCCCGAUGUGGAUAAGCGACCUAACUUCCAUCAGCUACACUCAGAAGCCUGGUCCAAAAGUCCUUCCCUGUUACUCCAGCAGAGUCAGACAUCCUCUCUGACUGAGGAACCAGUGGAAAUUACUCCUGAGGAGGUGCUGUCUUUCAGAGUCAAAGGACAUCCUCCUGCUAUUUCACGGCACCAGAGCAUUGAUGUCAAAGAUGCAAAAGGACUUGUGAAAGCAUUAGAGAUCUUAUCGGGAAAUGACAACAGGGGAGGUGGUGGAAGAAAAGGCUUUGGCAGAAAGAUGUCAUAUGACAGUGCUGCAAGUUCAUUAUAUUCUGUUUCACACCCAAAUUUGCUUCAAGACAGUCUUGCCUUUUCCCAUGAAUCCAGACCUGCAGAUGAAGACUGUCUUACACAGCUGAAUGUUUCCAGUCUGCAAAAUGUGGUGCGUCGGCGGAACAUCGGUAUUGGCCACUACAGUUCUGACUCUCAGUUGCAGCAACUCAGCAGCAGAGACAGAACCUCAAAGAGCAGUGGUGGUGCUGGAUCGGCAGUGGAAAGACACAAGCUGGUCACCAGCAGAGCCUCCAAUCUGUCAGGAUCCAGGGAGUCCUUGGAGAGCUUGGUCCAGAGGCGAGCCACUAUAGGGCUGGAGCGAAGAGGCUCAGGAGCUCUUCUUCUGGAUCACAUUGCCCACACACGCCCCGGAUACCUGCCUCGUUUGAAUCCUCACAUUCCCAUACCAGAUAUUGGGGUUAGCUCUAACUCUUCUUGCCCUUUGAGUGGAAGUACCAAGACACUGAACAGUGUUCUUAUAGGCUCAAAACCUGUAUUGCCCUGUGCACCUGUUUUCCCCAAGGAUCUGAAAGCUAAGAAAAUGUUGUGGAGGCGUCACUCAAUGCAGAGUGACCAAAUAAAACAACUUGCCAACUUUGAGAAAACUUUUGGGCACUAG